AUGUAUAUGAUAUAUAGAUGUUGUGUACGACCGGGAUUAAGGAGGAGAAGGGAGAGAAAGGAGAAGAAAGAGAGGGUACGGAAGGAGAGUGAAGAAAGGAGGGAAAGGGAAGAGAGGGAGAAAGAGAUUAGGAGGUUGAGGGAGGAGAAGGAGGUGUUGGGGAGGGAGAGGGAGAGGUGGAUAAGUGCGAGAGGGGGGAGAGGGGAGGGGUCGUGGGAGGAGGUGGGGUUGGGUGAGAGGGUGUGA
Molecule: messenger RNA, 246 nt
Organism: Sclerotinia sclerotiorum 1980 UF-70
Lineage: Eukaryota; Fungi; Ascomycota; Leotiomycetes; Helotiales; Sclerotiniaceae
Exons: 1
Coding region: 1-246 (81 amino acids)
Source: RefSeq, a predicted model, not a curated record